Molecule: messenger RNA, 2152 nt
Organism: Pimephales promelas (fathead minnow)
Lineage: Eukaryota; Metazoa; Chordata; Actinopteri; Cypriniformes; Leuciscidae
Gene: timm44
Product: translocase of inner mitochondrial membrane 44 homolog (yeast)
Biological process (GO): protein import into mitochondrial matrix
Cellular component (GO): mitochondrial inner membrane
Molecular function (GO): protein-folding chaperone binding
Source: RefSeq, a predicted model, not a curated record
AGUCGCUCCUCCCCCGGAAUUACGUCGCAAGGUCAGCAGCCAAACGGGUCACUCGCAGCGCUUCCAAGAUGGCGGCCUCCUUGUGUCAGUGUUACCAGCUUUGUGUCAGGCGAAGUCCUGCAUUGCUAGUCACUCGCCAGUAUGCGGCGCUAUACGACAGAGCUCACGCGUAUAGGAUAUGUGGCCCGGCGGCCAGUACGGCACAGGCCAGGUUUAUGUCCAGCGGUGGUCGGAAGGGCUUUCUGGGAGAGUUUCUGGACAAUCUCAAGCAGGAACUGGGCAAGAACAACGAGAUGAAGGAGAACAUCAAGAAGUUUCGCGAGGAGGCCAAAAAACUAGAAGAAUCUGAAGCCCUCAAGCAAGCCAGGAGGAAAUAUAAAACCAUCGAGUCUGAAACAGUCAAAACCUCAGAAGUGUUGAAGAAGACGCUGGGGACGCUGUCGGAGACGGUGAAGGAGGGCCUGGAAGAGGUGGGUCGCUCGGACAUCGGGAAGAAGAUCAAGGAAGGAAUGGAGGAGGCCGCUAAAACAGCCAAGCAUUCGGCAGAGACGGUGUCUAAGGGCGGGGAGAAGCUGGGCAAGAGCGGAGCGUUUCGGGCCAUCUCACAGGGUGUGGAGAGCGUGAAGAAGGAGAUCGGUGACCUGGGACAGAGCGGCCCGUACCGGCCGCCCAGCAGACUGAGGAAGAGGAGCGACUUCUCGUCCAAGACAGCCGGCGCUGAAGACAGAGUCUUCGAGGCCAACGAGGAGGCGAUGGGGGUCGUGCUUCACAAGGACUCAAAGUGGUAUCAGCAGUGGAAGGACUUCAAGGACAACAAUGUGGUCUUUAACAGGUUCUUCGAGAUGAAGAUGAAGUACGAUGAGAGUGACAACGCCUUCGUUAGAGCGUCCCGCGCCGUCACUGAGAAGAUGACCGACAUCAUCGGCGGUUUGUUCUCUAAAACCGAGAUGUCUGAGGUUCUGACUGAGAUCCUGAAGGUGGAUCCGAAUUUCGACAAGGAUUCCUUCCUCAAGCUGUGCGAGACAGACAUCAUUCCCAACAUCCUAGAGGCCAUGAUCCAGGGAGAACUGGACGUGCUGAAAGACUGGUGCUACGAGGCCACGUACAGUCAGCUGGCGCACCCCAUCCAGCAAGCCAAAGCCAUGGGCCUCCUGUUUCACUCCAAGAUCCUGGACAUUGAUAACAUUGACCUGGCGAUGGGGAAGAUGAUGGAGCAAGGCCCCGUCCUCAUCAUCACCUUCCAGGCUCAGCUGGUGAUGGUCAUCCGUAACAUGAAGGGUGACGUCGUGGAGGGAGACCCGGAUAAGGUCUUGAGGAUGAUGUACGUUUGGGCGUUGUGUCGAGAUCAGGACGAGUUGAACCCCUACGCUGCUUGGAGACUCUUAGACAUCUCCGCAUCCAGUACUGAGCAGAUCCUGUAAAGACAGGUCUACAGAGGGACUCGGGGGCGGGGCUUAGCCAGGGGGCGGAGCCACACACAUCCACUUGUUUUACAUAACUCCGCCUCCUGGUUCUUCCAGAGCCUUUUCAGGAGCCCUGACUCAACCGCAGAGUUGUUCGAGUUUGAGCCAAAAUGGCCGACGGUUGGACUCGCGCCAUUGGACCGAAACCCCAUCAGUCUGAAAAACUGAGAGACUCGUUUUUGUUUGUUUGUUUGUGUGUACUGUCAGUCUAACUGUUCUGGAAGAUUAUGUCGAGUGGUUAUCAAGUGCCAUUCUACACAGCUAUUAGUAACGAUGUUUAAUAAUAAUUGUAAUAAAAGUACUUUAUUUAUAUUGGAUUGAAUCUGAAGAUAACCUGACCUCCCCACCGACUUGAAACCCAGUGGCCGCCAUAGCAGCAUAUUUAUUAACGACUUGGUCCUGAUAGACAGUUUGUGUAGUUUUAUCAAUUACAGACUGUAUCUUUAAGGUCGGAAGAGUUUGGAAGAGUUCAACGGGUUUAAUAAGCCAUCAAAUAGUCUUUUAUUAAUUUCCGCCUCGUGUGGGGCUAAAACAGCAGCUUGUCUUUAAAAAUAUAUAUACAAAAAUUACAGUAUGUUGAGUAUCGUAUAUAAAGGAGUUUCUGGUUGAUGUUGAACUUGAUUAUUUGAAUCAAAAACAUGAAAUGUAUAUUAUUAAAAUUAUUCCAUGCUUCACCACUCACCUUGAAA